AUGGUGAAGCUAUGGACUUCUAAUAACGGAUACAAAGAAUGCGAUCAAAGCGAUGAUGAAAAUGAAGAGGCACCUCGCCGGUCGAAGACACACUUCUGUUGGGCAGCUCUUUUCAUAACCUUGCUCUCCAUGGGCGCUCUCCUUUUGGUCCUUGCUCCCAGAAGUUGGAUUAGACGAAAUGAAUGCAUAUGUUCCCAGUCCACUUCCGGUUCAAAAGAACCGCCAUCAUUGUUACAAACCGAAUCAGACCUGAUUUUGGAUUGCGGAACGACACGCGCAGAGGCAGUUGCCCGCGGCUGCGUAUUUGAUGUUUUGGCUGCAGCAUGGCUGCCCCGUCUAUGCUAUGAUGAGGACGCUGCUCGAGAAUCGAUGUUACCGGAUUCAGACCUGGCAACGGUUGGAGGCAGCGGGCCGUUCCCAUGGUGGACAAGCCACAACCAUUCCGUCGAAAUUCCCCAAGAUUCAUUAACACUUGUGGACGAUCUUGUCGGCUAUACAUGGGAGAGAUACCAUAUGGCACAUUGCCUGUACGACUGGCGCGUCCUGGUUAAGGCGGCGAAACGGAUUCGAGCUGGUGAAAGGAAUGUUUAUGUGCAUGUGGCAUUGCUAAAUUACCAUCAUGCAUACCACUGCAGCCAGAUUAUUGCCAAUCAAGACCACCGAGUAGGCGCGAAAUCAAAGGUUGAUUUUGCGCUGGGUAUCUUUUGA
This is a messenger RNA of Paracoccidioides lutzii Pb01, 708 nucleotides long. RefSeq lists its product as hypothetical. The transcript has 2 exons. The coding region runs from base 1 to 708 and encodes 235 amino acids. The record is from RefSeq and is a predicted model, not a curated record.